Oncorhynchus masou masou (cherry salmon) is the source of this 3930-nucleotide messenger RNA. RefSeq names its product syntaxin binding protein 1a (gene stxbp1a). Gene Ontology annotation, biological process: neurotransmitter secretion; vesicle-mediated transport; intracellular protein transport. Gene Ontology annotation, cellular component: secretory granule; plasma membrane. Gene Ontology annotation, molecular function: syntaxin-1 binding. The record is from RefSeq and is a predicted model, not a curated record. The coding region runs from base 111 to 1898 and encodes 595 amino acids. NCBI's taxonomy places the organism in Eukaryota, Metazoa, Chordata, Actinopteri, Salmoniformes, Salmonidae. The transcript has 19 exons.
CUGCGAUGUGAGGCAAUGCACAUUCGGUCGAGCAGAGAAACGAGAGGAAUACGGCAAGGGAGAAAGAGGGAGUCAAAGGGAGAGAAUACGGUCAAACACACAAUAGCAUCAUGGCACCCAUAGGACUCAAGGCGGUGGUCGGUGAAAAGAUUAUGAAUGAUGUCAUCAAGAAGGUGAAGAAGAAGGGAGAAUGGAAGGCGCUGAUUGUGGACCAGCUGAGCAUGAGGAUGCUGUCCUCCUGCUGCAAGAUGACAGACAUCAUGUCAGAGGGCAUCACCAUUGUGGAGGAUAUAAACAAGCGACGAGAGCCUCUUCCCACCCUGGAGGCCAUUUACCUGAUUACCCCCACUGACAAGUCUGUGCAGACCCUAAUUGGAGACUUCAAAGACCCCCAUUCAGCCAAAUACAAAGCAGCCCACGUCUUCUUCACUGACUCCUGCCCAGACCCACUUUUCAACGAGGUAGUGAAGAGCCGUGCCUCCAAAUCCAUCAAGACCCUGACGGAGAUCAACAUCGCCUUCCUGCCCUACGAAUCGCAGGUAUACUCUCUGGACAACCCGGAUGCCUUUCAAAGUUUCUACAGCCCCCAUAAGACCCAGCUGAAGAACCCAGUGAUGGAGAGGCUGGCAGACCAACUUGCCACCCUGUGUGCCACCCUGAAGGAGUACCCUGCUGUCAGAUACCGAGGGGAGUACAAAGACAAUGCCACCCUGGCCCAGCUGUUGCAGGACAAACUAGACGCCUACAAGGCAGAUGACCCCACCAUGGGGGAGGGUCCCGAUAAGGCUCGUUCUCAGCUGAUCAUCCUGGACAGGGCUUUUGACCCCGUCUCCCCCGUACUGCAUGAGCUCACCUUCCAGGCCAUGGGCUACGACCUGCUGCCCAUUGAAAACGACGUCUACAGAUAUGAUUCCCCUGGGAUGGGAGACACUUCUCAGAAGGAGGUCCUGCUACACGAGGACGAUGACCUGUGGGUGGGGCUCAGACACAAACAUAUCGCUGAGGUGUCCACGGAGGUGACACGCCAACUGAAGGACUUCUCUGCUAGCAAGAGGAUGAACACUGCUGGAGAGAAGACCACCAUGAGGGACCUCUCUCAGAUGCUGAAGAAGAUGCCCCAGUACCAGAAGGAGCUGAGCAAGUACUCCACUCACCUGCAGCUGGCUGAGGACUGCAUGAAGCACUACCAGGGCACAGUGGACAAGUUGUGUCGGGUGGAGCAGGACUUGGCCAUGGGUACAGAUGCUGAAGGGGAGAAGAUCAAGGACCCCAUGAGGGCCAUCGUGCCCAUCCUGCUGGACGCCAACGUUACAACCCACGACAAGAUCCGCAUCAUCCUUCUCUACAUCUUCCUCAAGAAUGGCAUCACAGAGGAGAACCUGAACAAGCUCAUCCAGCAUGCCCAGAUCCCUCCUGAGGACAGUGAGAUCAUCACCAACAUGGCCCACCUGGGCGUGCCCAUCAUCACAGACUCCACCCUCCGCAGGGGGAAGAAGCUGGACAGGAAGGAACGUGUGAGUGAGCAGACCUAUCAGCUGUCACGCUGGACACCACUGGUCAAGGACAUCAUGGAGGAUGUGAUUGAAGAUAAGCUGGACACCAAGCACUACCCUUACAUAUCUACCCGCUCCUCUGCCUCCUUCAGCAGCACUGCAGUCAGUGCCCGGUAUGGCCAAUGGCACAAGAAUAAGACCCCAGGCGAGUACCGCACCGGGCCGCGCGUCAUGGUCUUCAUCAUCGGAGGCGCGUCCUUCAGCGAGAUGCGCUCUGCCUACGAGGUCACGCAGGCCAACGGGAAGUGGGAGGCCAUCAUUGGAUCGACCCACGUCUUCACCCCCACCGCCCUCCUGGAACAGCUCAAGACCAUGAACAAACCAGACGAGGAACCGGCAAGCUAAAAUCUCCCAGCCCCAUCCAUCUCCUUCCAGUCUUCUCACCUUAACCUCCCCCCCCAGUCACCUUCCCCAGAUCCUACGUUCAUUCUGUAUGCAUCUUGCUCGAGAAAAAAAAGAUAACUACAAACAAAAACAAUGACAGCGUUAAUUAACAAGAUAAAUAUUUAAACAGAUCUAAAUCAUGUUGCAAGUAUUCUCAUAUUUUAAAAUGGAUGCAAAUAACAAAGUAUUAAAAUUUUUUAAAUAAAAGUUUAAAUAUCAACUAAGGCCAUUUGAAACUGAAAGUACCAAAUGUAAUAUGGAAUGCUAUGAAACCUGCUAGAAAGUGUAAAAGGUUUUCUCUGUUUGUUCCCCUCAGUUUAUCUUCUUGGUGUGAUUUGUAUUGGUAGUGGGUGGAGGAGGGAUACCUAGGAAAGUCAAUGCAGUAAAAUCACAUCACUCAACAUGCAACAUAACUCAUCCCUGUCCUAUCAGGGGGGGGGAAUCCUAGCUGGUCGAGAUGUUUGUAUCAGUAGCAUGCCUGAACAUUGUCCGUACUGUUAAUCCAUAUCCUUCAGUGUGGCAAUACCGUAAACAAAAGCAACUCGAGAAAUCAUUCAAUCACAGUUCUGUCUUGUGAGUAAGACAGUGACAAACAGCUAGACUGACCCUAGGUCUGAGGAUAGAGAAAAACGGGACUCUAAAUAGCUACAGAAUGCUAGAAGCAUCCCUCCUCCAGCCCUAAAACUAUUUACUCACCACAUCAUUUUCCUUUCUCUCUGGAGAGAUUUCACCUUUUAGUGUCAAAAAGGCCAUUGCUUGCAGAUGUUUACAGAAUAAUCCAGGGCCGCUUGUAUUUCAGUAUUGUAUCCUGUCACAUUAUACACUUUUGAGUGUAUAAAACAUUAGGGACGCCUUGCUAAUUUUCAGUUGCACCCCUUUUGCCCUCAGAACAGCCUCAAUUUGUUGGCGCAUGGACUACAAGGUGUCAACAGUGUUUCCACAGGGAUGCUGGUCCUUGUUGACUCCAAUGCUUCCCACAGUUGUGCCAAGUUGGCUGGAUGCUCUCGGACCAUUGUUGAUACACACAGGAAACAGUUGAGCUGAAAAAAAAAAAUACCUGCAGCGUUGCAGUUCUUGACACUCAGGUGUACCUGGCACCUACUACCAUACCCGGUUCAAAAGCACUUAAAUCUUCUGUCUCGCUCAUUCACCCUCUGAUUGGCACACAUACACAAUCCCAUGUCUCAAGCAUUAAAAGUCCUUCUUUAACCCGUCUCCUCCCCUUUAUCUAGACUGAUCUGAAGUGGAUUUAACAGGUGACAUCAAUAAGGGAUCAUAGCUUUCACCUGGAUUCACCAGUCAUGGAAAAGUGCAGGUGUUCCUAAUGUUUUGUACACUCAGUGUAAGUCAUCAUUGGUUCGUAGCAAAAUGUUUAACCGGGCCAUGCACUGAGUAGUGUGUUGUGUAUAUGCCAUUCGUUGAUGUCUUUAGUGUCUUACUGUUGACUGUUGAUGUUUCUGACAGUAAAAUAUUUCCUUUAAAACAAUAUGAAUGUGAAGCCACAUGUGUCUGUGAUGUUUUAUCUGUAGCUGUAGUGGUGAACUGGGAAAAUAACUAAUAUCUAUAUUUUGUUUUGUCUGUCCGUUAGCUUUUCUCUGCUGGUGCAAUGUUAACUCUUCCAACGGCGAAUGGCUUUGCAAAGAAAAUGUAACACCAUUUCAGCGUUUUAUAUCUAUUUUUUAUUUCUCUUUCCUGGCCAAACAGGUUGUAUAUUGCACCAUGGGUUUACCGUGAUGAAAACGCUUAAUUGAAUUUGAAUUGUUUCCUAUUAACAGUUGCUGAUGUAGAGGGUCUCUGUCUAUUCAAUUCAUGUAUAUCAAAGUUAUUUAUCAAGAGAGAAAAAAAAUCUUUAAAAAAAUGUAAGUCUGUCCUAAACCUGUCUAACUCAUUGGGAUUCUAUGUUUGCGAGUGUUGAAGCACAAACAAAACUAUACUUCAUGUGUACCAAUGUACCAAGGCUGUCUAAUAAAUUGGCUUCCAUUACAAGGAGAAA